CCAGACUGCUCUCAAACUUCAGGCUCGAUCAGCCACAGAGCUGGUUAUAAUUUUUAAUAACUGAAAAUGAACAGCCUGCUUAUAUUCACAUGUGUAUCUGUCAUUCUGAUUAACGGGUUAAUUGUUCGUGGUCCCUCUGGUCCUCUGGUUGCUCCUCUGGGAUCUUCAGUGGUUUUGCCCUGUAAUGUUGAUGAACUCUUACUAAUGAAGAAUCUAGAGGUGGAAUGGAGAAGAACAGACACAGAGACUCUAGUUCAUCUGUAUCAAGAUGGUGAGAGCCGACCAGCGUCCCAGCAGCAGGAUUAUCAUGAUAGAGCUCAUUUCUUUACUGAUCAGAUUCAACAUGGAAACUACUCCCUCCGUCUGGACAAUCUGAUGCCUGAAGAUGAGGGACAGUACACCUGCAAAGUUUCCAGUCAACAGAAUUUUGGUGAGAUUGUGGUUGAAAUAAAAUAUGUUGAGCGUUUGCUAGUAUCAGGAUCAGAUCAGUACCUGUCUGCAUAUGAUGGCAAGGACGUCACUCUGAACUGCUCUGUAGACUCUCACAUCACACCUGAACACAUUGAAGAGGUUUCAUGGAAGAAAACAGAUGAAGAUGAAGAUAUUCUAGUUCUUCUGUACCAAAACAAUCAGACUUUUCCAGAUGCAUCACAUGAGAGAUACAGAGACAGAGUCGAGUUCUUCACUGCUGAAAUCCCCAAAGGAAACUUCUCUCUCAGACUGAAGAGUGUCAGAACUGAAGAUAAAGGAGUUUACUUGUGUCGAGUGUUUGCUGGACGACUUUCAGCCAAUGCAACAGUAGUACUGGAGAGACUGGGUUUCUCUGUUUCACACAUAAUGGUGUUGAUACUCUGUAUUUCUGCAUCUGGAUCUGCCCUCCUGCUCUGCUGUCUGAUCUACUGCAGAUCAUCUAAUGAAGGCACAACUCUGAAACUUCAAGUUUUGCUUGUCAUCUGUCCAAACAUGACUGUGUUUUUUACCUUCAUCUUUUGGGGUUUCACUGAAAGAUUUUGGAAUGAGAUCAUCAUUUGCUGUGCUCUUUAUAUUCUGAGGCCUCUUAUGUUGUUGAAUACUGCUCCAUAUCUAAGUAGUCUUCCAAGCAUUAGAAGAUGGAUUAAGCUUGUGAGUGUUGCUGUUGAAUAUGCUGUUUUUUCAAUAGUUUUUUAUACAGUUCUCUUUGUACGUAUUUGGGGAAUGAGUCUAAGUUAUGACGCAGAAGACAGAAACAUCAUAACAGGCAUCUUUGCAGUGGUGCUUCUGAUGUAUUCCUGCAUUGUAAUUAAAGGACUCGCUGCUUUCAGAGAUCAAAAGACAUCUGAAAAGGACCAGCUGUGUGAAAAGAUUAUUAGUAAAUUAAUAGCUAUAGCUGAUUUAUGCUAUUAUAUUGUACCUUCAAUGCAAUUUAUUCUCUUGUGUUAUACAUUUGGAGCAUCAAGAGGUGGGUUCUUAGUUUUGGGACCUUUAGUUAUGGUGACAGUAUUCAGUUGGCAAUAUGUAUGUGGGAUAAAUUUCAGGUGUAACCCACUCACAUGGAGGACAAUAUGGUUAUUUUUCAUGUUUGUGUCAAGUUUAGUAAUGGUCUACUUUUACCUUACAACAAUGAAAAGUGAAAAAGAUUACAUUGAAUGGGCCUGCAUGGCUGGGUUUCUCCAUUUAUUAUGGGCAAUGACAUACCUCCCAUAUAUAUUAGAUGAUAUGGAUUAUCCUCGUAAAGUCUCAGUGUAUUUGUUUGGAUCAGUCGGUGUUGUCGUAGUAAACUCUGUUGUAAUGAUGACAGAACUGAUACUGAAAACAGUAAAUGGUAAACGCACAGUGUGGGAUCUGAGAAUCAUUGUCUUUCCAUCUGAAAGUGCCUUUGUCUUAUUUGGGAUGGCUGCACACUUUUUUAAGUUAUGGAUUUCAAAGAUGAAGUGUUUGCAGUGUUGUCAGGAAGCAGUAAGGUCUAAUGACCUUCCAUUUACCAGAUCAAACCAGAACCAGGAUUCUGAGAAUGCAGAAGGGUGUGAAGAAACUUCUUUCAGUGGAUCAAACCUAAACCAGAAAACAGAGGAAUCACAUGAUUCAUGUGGUACCAUCAUUUACUGAACUUAGUGAUACUGAGAAAAUGCCCUUCAUACUUGGAGAAGAUGAUAACACAGCUGCACUAGCUGCACAAUUUUCAUUACCCUUACAAACAAGACUUUUUUUCAAGCGUGUUAUAUACUUCUUUCAAGCUAAACGUUUUAGUCUACUUGUAUGUACUUUUCAGAAAGGUGUCAUGUACUUCUAAGAAAUAUACUUGUACCUUAUUUUAAGAGUUUUAUUACUUUAUUCUGAAUUAAGUAUUUUUUUGUAAUUUUACGGUAAAAUGCUGGCAGCAGGGUUUCCAGCAGUGUUCUGUAAUUUUACAGUUUCAUUACUGUAUUCUGCAACAAUUUUGCCUAUCAUUAGCUUUAUAAUAAAUAUCUGUACAACAAAUGCACAAACUGGCAUUGUAAUUUCAUUCAAAAAAGUGGCAAAAAAUA
Messenger RNA from Carassius gibelio (silver crucian carp), 2504 nucleotides. RefSeq lists its product as uncharacterized. The transcript is spliced from 17 exons. The coding region runs from base 67 to 2085 and encodes 672 amino acids. Gene Ontology annotation, biological process: negative regulation of T cell proliferation; immune response; positive regulation of T cell proliferation. Gene Ontology annotation, cellular component: external side of plasma membrane. NCBI's taxonomy places the organism in Eukaryota, Metazoa, Chordata, Actinopteri, Cypriniformes, Cyprinidae. The record is from RefSeq and is a predicted model, not a curated record.